AUGGGCAAAACUCUGGACGCACAAUUCGAAGCGGCAGUCUGGAUCAUCCAGGCGCUCCCGAAAGACGGUCAGUUUCGAUCCGUUCCAUUCCCAUUUCCGUGCGUUAAAGGUCCGAUCAAAACGACGAUAAACGAUCAGCUGCUGAUGUACAGUCUGUUCAAACAGGCGACCGUCGGCCCGUGCAACACCCAGCAGCCGUACUUUUAUAAAAUCGAGGAAAGACUGAAAUGGAAUGCGUGGAACGAAUUGGGCGAAAUGGAGAAGGAUGAGGCGAAGGCUCGGUACAUAGAGAAGAUGCUCCAAUUGGUAGGUUUCUCAUCCAAUUACUCAUUUCAAAUGACUCCGCUCUACAGUGUGACAAGGCGGAAAAAGAGCACGACCUGAUGAACUACCUGAACGACCCGACAGUGGCCGACCUCUUGCCGAAACAAGAUCAACUCCGUGAGCACUUUGCCACGUUGGGACGGACGACUGUGAAGGGAUACGAAGGAGAGACGGUCACUGUAAACGGAGUCUCAAUUUCUUUCUGA
Messenger RNA from Caenorhabditis sp. 36 PRJEB53466, 530 nucleotides. NCBI's taxonomy places the organism in Eukaryota, Metazoa, Nematoda, Chromadorea, Rhabditida, Rhabditidae. The record is from the annotation of a GenBank genome assembly.